Messenger RNA from Parus major (Great Tit), 2881 nucleotides. It is a transcript of the gene IL12RB1, whose product is annotated as interleukin 12 receptor subunit beta 1. The record is from RefSeq and is a predicted model, not a curated record. Bases 259 to 2151 code for a protein of 630 amino acids. Gene Ontology annotation, molecular function: protein binding. The transcript is spliced from 14 exons. Lineage: Eukaryota; Metazoa; Chordata; Aves; Passeriformes; Paridae.
CUCCCUCCAUGCACGGGAUGGAGUUUGGGAUGCAGGAGCCUCCAGCCGCUGCCCUGUCCCGCAGGCACCGUGGCAGCCCACGACAUCUCCUGCUGGAAGAAAUGCACCAGCAAGCUUUUCCACUGCUCCUGGCCUCCCCUCGGCCCCGCCGGCAACACCUCCUACAUCCUGAACUUCUGCUUUGAGAAGAACCGCAAGUGCCGCCGGUAUGGGGUGGGCACGGCCACCAACUACAGCCCCCCGCAUCGCCAGUUGUACAUGCUGGAUAACACCACGGCCUGGGUGGAGGCACGCUGGGGGGAGCAGAUCCACAAGACCCCCAACCACACCCUUCACCUCAACAAGGCUGUCAAACUGGAUCCACCUCCGGACGAGAUGCUCUUCUCCAAGACUGGUGGCAAGCUGAGGGUGCAGGUGCCACGGCCACAGUGCCAAGGCCUGGAGCAGCCGGCACAGCAUGAGGCUCGCUUCUGGAGGGUGGGAGACAGCAGCUGGACACAGGUGACAUGUGAGACUGUGAUGGGGACAGGUGAAAAUGACUCAGUGACCUGUGUCCUGGGGGUCAAUGGCACCUUCGUGGUCCAGCUCCGGCACAAGCCUCCCCACUGGAGCAGCUACUGGAGUGACUGGAGCAGCAACAUCUCUGUUCCCGAGGAAAUCCUGAGGAGCCCGGUGCUGAGCCAUCAGCUGGGCAAACUGGGGAGAGACGGGCAGCGGGUGCUGAGGCUGAGCUGGCAGCCAGUCCUGAAGGAGCAAAGGGAUGUCACCUACAAGCUGGACGUCCACAUGUUGGCAUGUGACUGUGCAGAGUCAGAUGAGGAGGACCCUGUGGAGCUGGGCUGGGAGGUGACAGAGCACAACCUCACCCUCUCCGGGGCUGAAUACGAAAUCCUGCUGACCGCGGUCAAUGCCGCGGGGCCGGGGCCGGCGCAGCAGCUCCGUGUGCCCGCAGAGCAGCGCACAGGUACCCGCCCUACCCCGAUUUUCCCCCGUUUCAUCCCAGAUCUCAGGUUCAAGGAGAUCAGCGUGGCCGGCAGCACCGUGACUGCGCGGUGGGAAGCGCCGGUCCCUGGCGAUGCCUUCUGCUUCGAGCAGCAGACGCUGCCGGAGCCUCCGAAACAGGGAGUCUGCUCCCAGCAGGAAUUCCCUGCUCACAGCAUCCACGUGCAGAGAGGAGCGCUGGGAGCGCCGGGCUGUCACCGCCUGGCCGUGCACGGCAGGGACACGGAGCGAGGCUGGGCCACCUUCGCCUUGUGGCACCUCUACUCCAGCAAUGAUUCGCUGCUCGUGCCCGUCAACAUCAGCGCCGGGGACGCCGCAGUUGUGCUCCGGUGGAAGCCGUCCCCCCGUGCCGCCUGUCCCGGAGCGCUGGACAAGUACCUCAUCUGCCACGAGGCUGAGGGGGACAACGCGAGCUACAGUGAAGUGGAUGCCACGGCAUCAAACUACACCCUCCAAAACCUCCAGCCUGGCACAGCCUACAGGGUGGGUGUUUGGGAGGUGACAGAGGACAGCGAGAGGACCUGCAGUGCUUGGUGGCACUUCCAGACCAAGGGGCUGGGUCCCCGGGGAGCAGCGUGGAGAAGCAACCUGAACUACCUGGGCAUCUCGCUUGGUGUCCCCGCCGCAGCUGCCAUCUACCACCUGAGCAAAAAGAGGGCUCGCCGCCUCCUCUUCCCACCCCUCCCCAAGCCCGUGGGCACCAAAGCCAUCCAGUUCUCGGCGGACGAGAUGAGCCAGGGCCAGCCCCGGACAGGCCUCCUGGAGCCCUCGGAGAGGUUCAGCCCAGCCGAGCUGCUGCUGACGGAGCCGAAUCCCAGUGAGGAGACGCCUGACACGGACACCCAGACUGCGGUGCCACUCCCCGAGGUGUCGCAGGCCGGCCCAGCGCUGGAAAAGCCGGCGGCAGCGGUGGCGUUCCCGCAGGGCUGCGGGGAGGAGCUGCCCUUCGCCUACCGCAGGCAGGACACUCUGAGCCCGGGGGGAUCUCCACCCUCCGGCAGCAGGGCCGGACACCCACCCAGAGAGGAGGAGGAGGAGGAAGAGGAGGGGAGGCAGGGGAUGCACCAGCCGCUGAUCCCCAUUGCCCUCCUCAUCUCCGACAAACCCAUCAUCAUCAGGGAUGAGGAAGGAUGGGAUCCCGUGCCGUGACCAUCACCGGGCUGGAGGAGCAGGAAGGGCACGGGGGUGUCCCAUGGAAUGCGAGGUGUCUGUGUGGGAUGCUGAGUGCCCAGUCCGUGCGUGGCACCGGCACUUUCAGGGGGUUUUCUGGUUUCCAGGACACGGAAGGCGAUGUCUCUGGAUGCGGCAUUGCACCGGGACAGGUUUUGGCCACGCUGUUUCCAGCCUCAACCUUUCACCAGCGAUAAAACCCAAGCGAAGGCGGCUGCAGCUUCUGGCCAGGACCGAGGGUAUUUCCAUGGCUGGAUGGGGAGGAGAAGCAGAGCCUCAUCCAGCCGGCUGCUGCCUCUGGAACCAGUAUCGUGGUGGGGACUCAAAAAGCCCCAGCACUAAACACCAGAUACCUGCGAAAAAAUUUUAAAAUGUGCAAAAACUAAAGGAAAAAAAAAUUUAAAAAAAUAAACACAAACAUUAAAAAAUUAAAACAAUUGCACAAAGCAGCAGGGCUGAGAUGGUUUUUCCUCCCCUGACCCGAGCAGAUUAGAGCAAGGAUUUAGAGGCGAGGUUCAAUCCACGGCGCUGUGGAGGGCGCAGGGAGGCAGCCGGGAUGGGGGUCCAUGGGGGCCCCCCCAGCCCCCUCCAGUGGAGCCACGCCGCCUCCUCGGGCCUUAUCUGGGACAGAACUGGAGAUGAAAAGCGAUCUGUGGUUUUCUCUGCCUGGCGCGACGGUGUUUACUUGCUGAGACGGCAAAGAAAAAAA